CCCCCCCGACGGCGGGAGCGCCGCCCACGCUACAUUCGAGGUGUAGCACACGUGGUCGGUUCACUCCUUGAGCACCUUAACGGUGACGUCGGCGUGGUUGUCCCCGGUGUUGAGGAAAAAACACGGCACGGUCCUGUCGUCCAUUUUCGUUGCCGGCCGCUCCCACAUGAAACCGUACUGGAAGAACGGGAUCAAGCGAAAAGGGCCUCCCUUGCCGGUGUAAAGUUCCUGCGGCGACGCACCCCCGGGGUUGGAAGGAGAUGCUGACUGGUUCAGUUUCUGCGCGGCGUCUUUUGCGGACUCCGCCCAGAGCUCAUCGCCACGAACACUCAGCCCGCUGACACGAGAAAAUCCUGCGGGGCCAAGCAGCUCCUGGGCGGCCCGGCGGGAUGUGUUGGCCACCUUGAGGCACCUCUGGAUGGCGCUCUCGACGACGCCGUCGUACUGCUGCACGCCGGGAGGGGAGUACUCGAGCGCGAUCCCUAUGCUGGCACAGAACUCCUUGAAGUCGCUGCUGGUCCAGAGGGCAUCGCAGUCGCAGCGGAUGCACUUGAUCGCAGCACCAGCCUUGUGGGCGGCAUCCGCGACCAUGCGCUUGACGACCGCUCGCGCCCCCGACUUACGCCGCAUGGCGUAGCAGACCAUCCAUCCCGUGGCGGCGUCCACACCGAAGAGCAUGUAGUGGUUGCCACCGAUCGUCGCCGUGUACGCGCCGCAGAGGUCGAUGUGGAACACGUCGUUCGGCGCCCUCUUGCCGCGGUACCCGCCCCCCUGCUUCGGCACCGGCGCCCUCGUCCCUCGCGCCGGCAAGCACCAUCGACAGCUGUCCAUCGUGCCCGUGAGGGUAAUCCCGUGCUGCUUCGCGGACAGUCUCAAAAUGGGUUCGGACAAGUGGCCGGCUCGGUUGUGGAACGUGUUAAUGUCCAUAACCUUUUGUGCAUUGCCAACAUUGAAAGGUGUCUUCCCCGAACCCAACAUAGCCAUGGCGCGUUCACACUCUUCACUCUCCCACACAUCAAUCAUCUUCGCUGUGUAUUCCGCUACAGAAUCCGUCACACGGGGGGGUUCUAGAUCGGAAUCCAUCGCGACUGUAAGAGCCGAUGCCACAAAGGAAAAUGAACUCUCACGGGCACUCUCAUUCGCAACGUCCAUAGAAGGCAGGGAUUUGUGGGGAAGGCGGGCGGGUUGCAAAAAGGGAAUCGCUAGAAACGCCACGAAUAAAACGCAGUUUUCCGUGCAUCAUUUGCGUACCGUUGGGGUUGAUACGGACCUCAUGCUUGUGAGACACCUUCCAUACCGAGAAAAGGUUGAAACCACACCCGGGUACAAACAAGACUUCUGGCACAGUGACGUCCAAAUCCUCCUGUUUCCCGUCGGCUCCGAUUCGGUGGUACCUAAGGUCCAAACUCCCUACGGCGGCAACCUUGAUGAGAGCCGAGUCUCCAAUCUGAAUAAAUCGUUCAUCCGGGCCCAAGUGGCGUACAUUGUACAUUGCAUCCACUUUGUUAGUAAUCAUCGCACUGGCUCCAGAAUCGGCCUGCCAUUGUUCACUACCAAUCGGAUUCGGCAUGGAGGGUUGGCACAAGCAAGCUUUUUCAACCGCGGGAGGGCGGGUGAGACGGGCCACGAUAACCUUUCCAGGCACACUUGGUGGAGCAGGGACAGAUGCAUCACACUCCGGAACGUCGACCACUUCAUCAGGACUCUCAAGUGCAGCGGGCACGCGGGGUACAUCAUGAGUAGACACACCAAACUUCAAGACACCGAACUCAUCAUCAGAACGUUCAUGCACAGCAGGCACGCGGGGAACACCAGGCAUUGACACAUGAGACUCCGCACUCGUGAACACGUCAGACUUCGAAAAACCAACAUCCUUCUCAAAAUCAAUCUCAGACUUUCCUCGAGGGCACACGCCACGUGCCACGAAGAGAUGCAGAGGGGAAUCGCCGGCUGGAGGUAGAGCGUCGCCUGGAGCUGGACAGAGAGAGGAGGAGGAAGAGGUCGCCUGGGGUGCACCGUAGUGCUGCUGCUGCUCAUGCUGCUGCGAGGUGUCGAAGGCCUCGUAGGCACGCGGUUGUUGGGCGUCCGAUCCAGCAGCAGAAAGAUAGUGUGCUACGUUGCUCACUUCUUGCUGCUGGUGGAGCCCUCCGCCGUCGGGCAAUUGGUGGAAACCGUAUCCCCCGCCGGCGGCGCUGCCGUAGGGACCUCCGCCAUGGUCCACUCCGUGAGCCGCGAGCCCGUACCCGCAGCCUGCCUCAGGAGGUGGUGGGGUCCAGCUGGGCGUAGAUCCGGGCGCUGACGUGGCCUCCCAUCCCGAGCUGAUGCCGCCGCCUGAUGGUUCUCCACCU
Ectocarpus sp. CCAP 1310/34 is the source of this 2348-nucleotide messenger RNA. Lineage: Eukaryota; Phaeophyceae; Ectocarpales; Ectocarpaceae. The record is from the annotation of a GenBank genome assembly.